AUGUAUACUGUAUACAUCUUACUUCUUGAACGACUCGCUUCGUUUGGAUGGGAAGUCGACACUGAUGAUUGGCUAUGGACAAUGGAGUCGGGUGGUGCCCACGUCGCACCAUGGCCUUGGCUGAUGCGUGCUUCCUAUGUCGCAGACGAAUUCAAUGCCCCACCAAUGAUAGCCUCGCAGUUUCUUAUGAAGAAAAUUUUUAUGACAAAUAUACUAAUAUAA
Molecule: messenger RNA, 222 nt
Organism: Leptosia nina
Lineage: Eukaryota; Metazoa; Arthropoda; Insecta; Lepidoptera; Pieridae
Source: the annotation of a GenBank genome assembly